AUGACACGUUUACAGCUCUGCAGACGGGACUCAAGUCUACCGGAAAGUGUCUCCGGGUUGGCAGUCAAUAAAAAAUACAUUGUAACAGUGAGAAACAGCGGAGUGGUCGAAAUAUUCAGCAAUCCCUAUCUGUUCAAGAUAAGCAGCCUUGAUACUGGGAUGAGAGAUGUGCACUCGGCUGAGUUUGAUGGAGAUACGUUGGUUAUUAACUCCCUGUCAGAGGGGAUACUGUAUUUGGACAUGGCAACAUUCACCAUUAGGAAAGACAGAGCAGAAGGCGCGUGGAAAGUCUACUUCAAGAACGGAAAAAAGAUGGUCAUUUACAGCCUGGUUGAAGGGGGCUCAGAGCUCCAUGUAAAUGGCGCGCUGGUAUACAGGAGCAUGGGGUACAUUCUAACUGCGUGUUUUGGAAACGAAGAAAAUUCUUUUUUAGUGGGAACACACACAGGGAGAUUCCUCCACAUUAAAGACGGGAAAGUAGCAUUCGACAUACCGCUGAGCUCUGGGAGCAGAAAUGAUCCGCUGACAGGAAUAGCCUCAGUGGUGGGGUCAGAGUACGCAGUGACCACAAUGGGCGGUGAUCUGCACAUUAUCGACAUAGAUGCAAAGGAAAUCAAACAGAUGAUCCAGGUAAGAAACAGCUCUAUCAAUGGAGUUUGCACAAUUGGGAACAAAAUACUGAUGAUCGGCGCAGACCCAAGGGUAAUAUGCUACUCGAAGACAGCAAGGUACUACGCAAAAGAGUUCCAGCACGACUUCCACAAGGCGGACGGUCUUUUCAUCAAGGAGUGCGACGGGAACAUCAUCACAGUCUCAGAAGAUCGAACUAUCAACAUUUGCAUUAUUCCCAAAAUAGACAGGCCCAUAUCCAUAAAAAGAUACCAGGAUUUACCGUGCUCAUACUCCAAUGGAAAGAUGUAUUCUGUCACAGAGAAUGAAAUGCGCAUCUACGACGUGUCCAAGGACAAAGAGAACUCCGUGCUCAUCUUCAAGCACAUCACUAAGAGCCCCAUACUGGGCGUAGAGGCAGUUGGUGACAGCUGUGUGAUAAGAACAAAGGAGGGCAUCCGCGUGUAUGAGUACAACUGGAGCAAUAGCACAGUGGCAAUUAAGAAGCAGAUUAAAGGCCUUGUGCUGUACCAUACGGUGAUAGAUGGAAGAGUGUGGUAUGUUAUUUCAAAGAAGAAGUUGGUGCUGGCUGUGUCAAGUAUAGAGAAUGACGGAAAGACAGAUGCAGAGUGGGCCCUGGAUGCGCUUGGUGUAGACUACAUCCCGUCCCACAUAAGCAGAGGCACCGGUGAGAACAGCGUGCUUAUUUCUGGCUCUGAUGUCGUUCUUUUUGAUUUUGAGAAAAACGUGCACAGAAAAAUAUCUGACAAGAACAUUGUCUAUUUGAUGGCAGUUGCAGCUGGCGAAAGAAUACACUGUGCAGGGCAGCACAACACCACAGAGAUAAAAGAUAGAUCAGUGCUGUCUGUAUACUCGGGAGAUGGAGAGAAGAUAGAGGAUAGAGAGCUGUCGUUUAGAAGGCCCCUGAUUGACAUGCAGGAGUGCGAGGGAUCGGUAUUCCCUGUGAUGCAGCGCGGGCUGAAGGUGAUAAGGCCUGACAACUCAGAGAAGAAUGAUGUGGUUCUUGGCCCGGUAGUGGACGGAGUGAAAGUAAGCAAAAACGGAAUCAAAGUCAUACAGAGGCCAUGGGUAAAUGCAUCGCAGAAGCUUCCUCUGCAGGUACUAAAGGAGAAGUAUGGAAGAAAAUAG
This is a messenger RNA of Nematocida minor, 1758 nucleotides long. RefSeq lists its product as uncharacterized. NCBI's taxonomy places the organism in Eukaryota, Fungi, Microsporidia. The coding region runs from base 1 to 1758 and encodes 585 amino acids. Gene Ontology annotation, molecular function: protein binding. The record is from RefSeq and is a predicted model, not a curated record. The transcript has a single exon.